Messenger RNA from Hypomesus transpacificus, 2745 nucleotides. It is a transcript of the gene bmp6, whose product is annotated as bone morphogenetic protein 6. Gene Ontology annotation, cellular component: extracellular region. The record is from RefSeq and is a predicted model, not a curated record. Bases 492 to 1772 code for a protein of 426 amino acids. Gene Ontology annotation, biological process: SMAD protein signal transduction. Gene Ontology annotation, molecular function: cytokine activity; growth factor activity. NCBI's taxonomy places the organism in Eukaryota, Metazoa, Chordata, Actinopteri, Osmeriformes, Osmeridae. The transcript is spliced from 7 exons.
UGCUAAUCCCCGUUACUCACGACUCACUAGGCUGGUAGACUGUGUAACCGGCGGAGUUGGAAAAUAACUUGAUGUGAUUUUGGUCAUCUGCGGAACUUUUCAAGGAUUUAUUUCUGGAGUGAAAUAUAACCUAUAAACUUUUGUCAAAUGGAUUCUUUCAGUGAAAUUGUUCUUCUUUUGACUUUUGAUUGGGUCUGAUUUACUGGAACUCAGGAAGUUUUACAGAGUUCCGUUUGUAAUAGAAAACCGACCGGAGGCAUUGAUGGAGACGUUUGAAAACCAGAUAUGACAGGAAAGCUAUCUUCCAUUCAUUUUAUGGAAUAUGCCUAUUUCUUAUGGCGUGAUUCAUCAAAAUUAAUUGUAUUUAAAAGAAGCUGUGUCUGCUUCUUUCACUGACAGAAGAUUGCAUUUGAAGAAAAUUCUGAAUUUGAGAUUUGGCUUGAACUUAAAACUUCACCUCAGAAACUGUCGGACUCCAAAUUGGACACACAAUGACACGCUGUCGGUUCGCCUUCGCAGGGCUGUGGUGGAGCGCUUACUGCAUGUUCCUUAUUGCCGGUAGCAAUUAUUUAUUCGAUGGGAGCAACGACGUACACCAAAGUUUCAUUCACCGGCGGUUACGGACACAUGAAAAGAGAGAAAUGCAGAAGGAAAUUCUGUCUAUUCUUGGACUUCCACACCGACCAAGACCGCAUCUGUCACACGGAAAAUAUAACUCCGCUCCGCUCUUUAUGCUGGAUCUAUACAAUAUCAUAUCGAGCGAGGAGAAGAACGAAGUAGACGGUAUGUUGGACCAACACCAGUCCAUGUUCACAACCCAAGCUCCCCCUUUAGCAUCGCUUCAAGAGAACGGCUUUCUGAACGACGCAGAUAUGGUGAUGAGCUUUGUUAAUUUAGUGGAGCACGACAGUGAGCUCUCUCCUCAGAGACGACAUCACAAGCACUUCAAGUUCAACCUGUCCCAGAUCCCUGAGGGGGAGGUUGUCACAGCGUCAGAGUUCCGUCUCUACAAGGAGUGCGUGAGCCGAGCCUUCCGGAACGAAACGCUGUACCUGAGCGUGUUCCAGGUGAUGAUGGAGCUACCCAACAGGGAGACAGAGCUGUUCCUGCUGGAGUCGAGGCGUCUGUGGCCGGCAGAGGAGGGCUGGCUGGAGUUUGACAUCACAGCCUCCAGCAACCUGUGGGUGAUGAGCCCCACCGACAACCUGGGCCUGCAGAUCAGCAUGGAGACCAGCACUGGGCGGAGCAUCAGUCUGAAGGAGGCGGGGCUAGUGGGGCAUGGCGGCGCGCUGGAGAAGCAGCCCUUCAUGGUCGCUUUCUUUAAGGUCAGUGAAGUCCAUGUCCGGAGCCCCCGCGCCGCCACCCGCCGCAGGCAGCAGAACCGCAACCGCUCCACCCAACCCCAAGAGGGCCCCCGCGGACCCGGGCCUGCAGACUACAACAGCAGUGACCAGAAGACAGCUUGCAGAAGACACGACCUGUAUGUCAGCUUCCGGGAGCUUGGCUGGCAGGAAUGGAUCAUCGCUCCGGAGGGCUACGCUGCAAACUACUGUGAAGGGGAGUGCUCCUUCCCCCUCAACGCUCACAUGAACGCCACCAACCAUGCCAUCGUACAGACUCUGGUCCAUCUCUUGAACCCAGAGAACGUCCCCAAGCCGUGUUGCGCUCCCACCAAGCUGCACGCCAUCUCUGUGCUCUACUUCGACGAUAACUCCAACGUCAUCCUGAAGAAAUACAAGAACAUGGUGGUCCGAGCCUGUGGCUGUCACUGACCCUGGGGACCAGCACUGGACCAGUCAAACCAGUACCAACACACCCUGGAGAUCAGGAUUGGAGCAGUUAGACCAGUUUUAACAUUCUGGAGAUCAGGAUUGGAGCAGUUAGACCAACUUUAACAGACUGUAGACCAGUUAUACAAUGAAGAACAGAUGCUGGACUGAUGUUAGACUAAACUUGGACUAAUGUUCGGUGGAUUGAAACUUUGUCCACCAUCUGCCCGUUUGUUGCAUUGGAGCCUCAACAUCUAGGAUCUGCGUGUAUGUGCGUGUGUGUAUCUGUGUGUAUGUGCGUGUGUGUAUGUGUGUGUGUGUGAGAACUGUCAUCCCUCUCCUGUCCUCAGGCUGAGGGAAGCUGGUGAUCAUCCAGACUGCUGCCCCUCCACCCCUCAUCCUCUCUCCACCCCUCAUCCUCCCUCCACCCCUCAUCCUCCCUCCCUCCACCCCUCAUCCUCCCUCCCUCCACCCCUCCACCUCCUCUCCUCCUGUUAGCCAUGGCUCUCUGCUCUGACUACAGUGUAACUACUCUUCCAACAGAUUUACGGUGUAUACUGAGUAACACAAAACUGAUUUGAACUAAAUUCAAAUGAAAAUGUGUCAGAAAACAUUGCUGCUCAUGGAAAUUCUCCCUUCGUUUCCUCUACUCGUGUAUUAGUUCUGCUCCGGAGCUCUUAGAUGUUUGCCUUCCAAAAAUACAUAUGGACUGGACCAGUAUGCCCACAUACUAUCCUAGGAUUCGUUUCCUCAAAAUAUCACUAGUGUGUCAAUAUUUGUAGGGCCCAGACUGUGGUCAUAUGCACCAAUCUGGUUCAACAUGUCGCAGGUUGUGGUCGAACUGAUGUUUUCCUUCAAAGAGCAAUAGAAAGGACUUUUAUGUCUUUUACUUCCUGCAAACAACCAUUUCUGUGUUGGGGUCUCGUGGCUAUCUCUCUAAACACCACGGAGAGAAGGGCUACGAGUUUGGUUGAAA